AUGCGAAAAGUCACCGAGUCGCGAGGAAACUCGCGGUUCGGAUCCAUCGUGUACAAGACGCAGGAGGGUCUCGAAGCUCCCUUGCUGAGCGAUGAAAUGGCGGUGGGAAGAGGCGACUCGGACUCAGACACCUUUUAUGGGAAGGAUGUUGAACGCGCCGCGGCCAGGGUUGGCGGCGCGGGAGAAGCGGAGCGCGCGAAGGGAAUAAGAGGCGAGGAGUACCGGCGGAUCGAACAUAGGGGAAACAGCGGGUUUAUCGACAGCGUAUUUAACGGCAUUAAUGUUCUCGCAGGCAUCGGCAUUCUCUCAACACCAUACGCCACGGCGCAAGCGGGCUGGCUGGGUCUUCUCGUGCUGCUCUUGUCUCAACAUCCCCUCCUUCCGCCUGCAUCCCCCCACCGACCCCUUCCCUCCCCCACAGGCAUCGGCAUCCUCUCAACACCAUACGCCACGGCGCAAGCGGGCUGGCUGGGUCUCCUCGUUCUUCUCUUCUUCGCCGCCGCCUGCUGCUACACCGCCAUUCUGCUGCGCCGAUGCAUGGACUUCCAACCAUCACCACAUGCCUCACCGUCCGAUUCCUCCCUCCGCUCCUUUGCGGACGACCCCGCCGCUCCUCCUGCGCGCGCCUCCGCCCGCGCUUCCCCGCGCAUCGUGCGCGCGCCGCGCCCCAUCCGCUCGUACCCGGACAUUGGGGAGGCGGCGUUCGGGCGCGCGGGGCGGUGGCUAACCGCGUUUCUGCUGUAUUUUGAGCUAUACGCCGUGACUGUAGAGCUGUUGAUUCUAGAGGGGGACAAUCUCGCGCAUCUGUUCCCGUCCGGUGAUAUUUGUCUGCUUCCGGGGAGCCUGGUUGGGAAGGGGAGCAGUGGAGGGGUGGAGAGUGGUGGAGUGUGGUUCCUGGAAGGAAUAGCACGAGGAGUGGUGGGAGGGGGAGGAGGAGAGGGGCAAAGUGAAGGGUUGUUUGGAGCAGCAGCAGCAUUGUCAUCAGCGGUUGUAAGGGGGAUAGAACCAGCAUUAGAGGCAAUAUCGUUAGCUACAGGAGCAGGCAACCUAUGCCUAGAACCGAAGCAGUUCUACGUCAUUCUAUCCGCGUUACUAGUCCUCCCCACCGUGUGGCUAAGAGACCUCAGCCUUCUGGCUUAUAUCUCAGCAGGAGGUGUACUGGCAUCCCUACUUUUAGUCUUCGGCGUGGGAUGGCUUAAAGAGGUUGACCAUAUCGGGGAUAUUCCAGGCGGGAUCAGCAGCACCACGGAAUGGUUCAAACCCAUGGGGUUACCAGCAGCAGCCGGUUUAUUCGGGUUCUGUUUCUCUGGGCACGCGGUCGUGCCGAAUAUUUACCGAUCGAUGAAAAAACCCGACCAUUUCACACCAGUCAUGCUCGUGAGUUUCGUAGUGUGCACUCUGCUUUAUGGCGGGAUGGCUCUUAUGGGGUACGCCAUGUUCGGCGCAUCAGUCCAAUCGCAGAUCACGCUUAACUUGCCGCCGGCACUUAGUGCUUCCAAGGCUGUGGUGUGGACUACAGUGGUGAAUCCUUUUACUAAGUUCGCGCUUACCCUGCUGCCGAUCGCGCUGGCUUUAGAGGAAACACUCCCCACAGCCCACCCGCACUCUCUCCCUCACUCGGACUCGCAUUCUCACUCACACUCGCAUUCUCACUCUACCCAAGAGGGGGGUGUGUCUUGCGAAGCUUAUGGGUGGGCCGUGGAGGGAAGGGGGGAGGCUGGGGUGGGGGGAGGUGGUGGGGGUGAUGGGGUUGUUCCUGAUUGGCCUGCUGGCUGCUGCGUCAGGGACGUUCUAUGCUGUGAGGGGGAUUACAGACGAGUGGUGAUGGGUGGACUGUCCUAG
Molecule: messenger RNA, 1842 nt
Organism: Closterium sp. Naga37s-1
Lineage: Eukaryota; Viridiplantae; Streptophyta; Zygnematophyceae; Desmidiales; Closteriaceae
Source: the annotation of a GenBank genome assembly